AUUGUUUUCUGUAAAAAUGGCACUUGGUGUGCGUGUAGUAGUGACAAUAUUUCUAAAUUUCCUGUCGUUCGCGGUUGGUUUGGAACUGUACGAGAGUCCGAAUGUGAAAACCGCGCUGUUCACCGAGCUGGACGUCAGAAGAUCCUGUUGGAACCAUGACGAGAUCAGUCUGCUGCGGGCCAGGAUGAUCAUGCAAGACCUGAUCCCGAAGAAGAUCCCGAGGGAUUUUCCAUACCUCGUGGAAUACCUAAGGAGCACGGAAGAGGCAGUAGUGAGGCACUCGCCGGAAGGAAAACUGCGCCGCAUUAUGAUGCUGUCUCUCUCGGACAUCAUAGGGGGGUACCUGCAGGCAGUCGUCAUCCCGAUGGCCAAGGAGUCGUACUACGCGGGCAACAUCGACUACACUACGAUGUCCAAGCUGUACGACAUGUAUACGGAGAUGAAGAGCAGGCUGAGGACUGACGGAGGGCGAUGGUCAAGGCCGCUGGACAUGUCCAAAUUCGCCGUGAAGGUCACUCAGCUCAACCUGUACGAGGGAUCUUCUGAGCUGGCUUGCAAGGCGAUCUACGUGACCUCCAGGGAGAGCUGCCCCGAGGGUCAGUCCAGGAUCGCGAUCCCGUACCUUGACUACGACUUGAAGCCAGGAGCCGUCGCUCUUCCGCUGAAGUCCCGCAACUUGUACAGUCUAAAAACGGCCGCUUCGAGCCACAUCAUCGUCAGAUUUUACAUUCUGGCGAGGGAAUGUCUCUCAGACAUGUCCGCCUCAGAGACUGAAGUCUUCAACUAUCUCUUCCUCAGAUGGCUACUCGCCAGUGUGGUCCCACACCUUUACGAGACCACUUGGUACCCCGGCUUCGGUAGCGUCAUGAGGAUCGUCCAGACCAUCAACGAAACGGAGAUUUCCCUCCAGAGACCGGUCAACAACGUGAACGACACCAGCCUCGAACAAUCACUGCUGUCCGGUAAAUGUGGGAUACUGAAGACCGUAAAAAUGCUGAUAAAAUACAACUUCUGGUUGUUGAUCCUCUUCCUGUUCCUCUGCAUGCUGAUCUUCACCGUGUGCUGUUGUUGUGCUUGGUGGACGUACUCCUAUUACAGAGGAUACGGGGCUGUGGGGUCCAAAGGGUCCGGUAUACUGAACGCCGUCUUAUCCAUCUACUGUGGACUCAAGGACUACGAUGAACCUGACAUGGGCUCUAAGAACAUUUCGGGGACCGGCUACUUUGACCCCGUGACUGGUUCUUUCCGCAAUUCCUCGAACACGGCUCGCCGUCAGUCCCCUCGGCCUACGGACUUUCGCCAUUCUUCACAAUACCAGCCCGACACCAGUGUUCCGCCUCCGGGCCAUCCGCGGCCUGCCGGUGAUGUUGACACCAGCACUGUACCGUCCAGCACCGAGGAUGAAGAUGGAGAAUCGGUUACUUCAAGCACAUCAAAGCCUUGAUUCAUAAAAAUGUAAUGGUAAAGUCAAUGAUACAAUAAUAAAAGUUCAUAGUGGAAGCUAA
Homalodisca vitripennis (glassy-winged sharpshooter) is the source of this 1505-nucleotide messenger RNA. RefSeq lists its product as uncharacterized. Lineage: Eukaryota; Metazoa; Arthropoda; Insecta; Hemiptera; Cicadellidae. Bases 17 to 1444 code for a protein of 475 amino acids. The record is from RefSeq and is a predicted model, not a curated record. The transcript has a single exon.